CCGGAAGUAAACAAGCCGCUAGCAGCAUCGUUAGCUUUCCUCGUGUGAGGACGGAGCAGGAAGACGGUUGUGUUGUCGUCUCUCAGCUGAAUAUUUCAGUGUUUCAGCAACAAUGUCUUCAGUUCAGCAUCUGAGAGAGUUUAUCAGCGAGCGACUAACUGCUGCUGCUGAAGAAAUAUUCACAGAGUUUGAAAAAACCAUCGUCCAGUACGAAGAAGAGAUCGAUCGUCAGCGCAGACUGCUGGAUAUCACCUGGAAUCCACAGAUAAAGUUAAUCAGAACAGUGGUUCCACAUCAAUAUGUCUACAAGGUGGAUGAAGCUCUUCAAGAUGACCAGCAGCUGUGCAACCAGAACUCAAACCUGGACCAGGAGCAACCAGAGUCUGCUCGUAUUAAAGAGGAAGAGGAGGAACUCCUCAGCAGUCAGGAGGAAGAGCAGCUUUGGCUGAAGGAUGAAACUGAUCAGUUUUCAAUACCGGCUGCUCAUGAGGAAGAUGGUCACAGUGAUCCAGAACCAAACAGGGACCAUACUCCCUCUUAUAGCCCUCUUGGAGACCACCAUUCACCUUUAGAGGAAAGCAUGGUUGAAGGUUCAGGACCAACAACGUGUGCAGAUACACAGCCAGAAAAGAGCUGUCUAACUGAGACAAAUAAGAACGUAGGAGAGUCCUUUCUGUUAGAAAGUCAUUGUAAUGACAACACUGCUGAGAAGCUGCACUUUUGUUACACCUGUGGAAAAAGAUUUGUUAACCUAAAAUCUCUUCAAAAACAUAAAACAGUCCACAGAGAUGAGAGACAACAUUGCUGCAAGUUCUGUGGGAAACAAUUUAAAAUUAAAAGUAAGUUAACUGGUCAUCUAAGACAUCACACAGGAGAGAGACCGUACUCUUGUCAAACAUGUGGGAAAUGUUUCAGUCACCAGGGUGCUUUGGUGCGCCACAUGAGAAUUCACUCAGGAGAGAAGCCAUAUUCUUGUCAAACCUGUGGGAAAUGUUUCAGUCAAAAUACUUAUUUGGUGCGCCACAUGACAACUCACACAGGUGAGAAGCCGUAUUCUUGUCAAACAUGUGGAAAAUGUUUCAAUCACCAGGGUACUUUAGUGUACCACAUGAGAAUUCACACAGGUGUGAAGCCAUUUUUCUGUCCAACAUGUGAAAAAUGUUUCGGUCGCCGGGGUACUUUAGUGCGCCACAUGAGAAUUCACACAGCUGAGAGGCUGUAUUCUUGUCCAACAUGUGGAGAAUGUUUCAAACAAAAUGAUGAUUUAAAGUACCACAUGAGCUCUAACAGAGGAUGUCAAAAGCCACCUUCUAUAUGUGGAAAAUGAUUCAGUCUAAAUCACGUGUGAAACGUAAGGCCCACGGGCCACAUCCGGGUCGUGAAUGAACUAUCUUUGUUCUGCAUGAUCACAUCUAAUCACUAUUAGAGCUGGUCUGCUGAUACAGCACAUGUACCACCAUAAUACUACAAGUCCCACAAUGCACUGCCAGUACAUUUACAAUCACAGGCCCGCGAGCGAGUACCUCACCGAGUCUCCAGAAACCUGACGGAGCUGCUCACCUUUGUCAACAACCCCUCUCCCCAGAAAAUGGCUAAAGGAAAAGUGGACUUUGUAAACAGAGAAUAUGUUUGUGGAUGUAAAGGACAAAGCUGUGUGUCUUCUGUGUGGAGACAGAGAGGCUGGAAUGAAGGAAUACAACGUAAGAAGACACCUUGAAAUGAAGCACCACCACAAAUACAAGCAUCUGGAAACAAAGACUCCAGAAGUAGAAGAGGUUUUAACCCUUUAGACUCCAGAGUUUUUAGAAGUUUGUAAGGGAAACUGAGAAGAAAUGUUUUUGAGUUUGAGUAGUAGC
This is a messenger RNA of Melanotaenia boesemani (Boeseman's rainbowfish), 1856 nucleotides long. RefSeq names its product zinc finger protein 501-like. Gene Ontology annotation, cellular component: nucleus. The record is from RefSeq and is a predicted model, not a curated record. The coding region runs from base 113 to 1327 and encodes 404 amino acids. Gene Ontology annotation, molecular function: RNA polymerase II transcription regulatory region sequence-specific DNA binding; DNA-binding transcription factor activity, RNA polymerase II-specific. Lineage: Eukaryota; Metazoa; Chordata; Actinopteri; Atheriniformes; Melanotaeniidae. The transcript has 2 exons. Gene Ontology annotation, biological process: regulation of transcription by RNA polymerase II.